Protopterus annectens (West African lungfish) is the source of this 1914-nucleotide messenger RNA. RefSeq names its product alkB homolog 6 (gene ALKBH6). The transcript has 7 exons. The record is from RefSeq and is a predicted model, not a curated record. NCBI's taxonomy places the organism in Eukaryota, Metazoa, Chordata, Ceratodontiformes, Protopteridae. The coding region runs from base 198 to 917 and encodes 239 amino acids.
GGGGUGCGUCUUGGAAGCUGCAGUUCUCUGUCUGUAUUGGCUAACGCCACGUAACACUCUUACGUUUCAUAGCACUUCCUUACAGAGCAAUCAGUUAACGUGCUCGCCUGUUGUGCGUGAUGUGUUUUGGGUUUUUGAUGAAGCUAUAGUUUCCCCAAGAUAGUAAAGUCCUUCAGCUGUGAUAAGGUUUGGAAGUUAUGGAGGAGCAGAAUCCUGGGAUCAAAGCUCUGGAGUCUUUUCGAGUAGAGCAGGCACCUCCAACUGUCUACUAUGUCCCAAAUUUCAUCUCUAAGUCUGAAGAAGAUUAUCUCCUGCAACAGGUCUACAGUGCACCUAAACCCAAGUGGACUCAGCUGUCUGGAAGGAGACUGCAGAACUGGGGUGGACUGCCUCAUCCUAGAGGCAUGCUUGCAGAAAGUCUUCCAGGGUGGUUGAAGAAGUAUGCUGAGAAAAUUUCUUCAUAUGGAGUAUUUGAUGGGACAAUAGCCAACCACGUGUUAGUGAAUGAGUACAAUCCUAGGGAAGGCAUAAUGCCUCAUGAAGAUGGGCCUCUCUAUUUUCCGACUGUAACCACUAUAAGCCUUGGAUCCCACACCUUGCUAGACUUUUACCAUCCAGUCAGGAGGGGAGACCAGGAAGAGGAGGCCAGCAUACCUCAGACAGAGGAGAAUCGCUACUUUCUGUCCCUUCUGGUAGAGCCACGUAGCCUUCUGAUUCUACGAGAUGAAAUGUACAUCACAUAUCUUCAUGGGAUAAAACCAGUGUAUGAGGACAUUGUUAAUGAAAACAUUGCAAACAUUAAGGCAACUAAUGCCAGCAUAGGAGAUGUCCUUCAGAGGAGCAGACGAGUAUCUCUUACUAUUCGACAUGUCCCAAAGGUCUUAAAAACAACAUUGAUCUUAGGAAGGAGGAAAUGAUAUGAGAUAAUGUAAGAUGUGAUGUUCUUGUGUGAUGCCUGGUAGGGAUUUUGGUGCGAGACAGAGUACAACAAGAUAUAUACUAUACUGCAUUCAUUUUAAUAGCAGGAGCUAGUUAGCAAAUUCCUAGCAGUUUAAGGGACUGGCAAUGCGGAAUUUCAGAAUGCAGGCAGUCUCAUUUUUUUGCAAAUGUAGUUUGUGUGGAAAUAAAAGCACAUUCUGGACAUUUUUUGCCAGCAGAUCUGGAGGGGCUAUAGUGAACUAUCAUACAUCUCUUAGUCAAGAUGGAAAACAUCAUAACUUAAUAUCAAUUAGCAAAUCACUGUUCAAAACAGUGAAAAAAGGUAGGAAAUUGUUUUCACUUGUAUCUCUCAAUAUGAGGAUUCUACAUACUACCUAAGAUGUCAUACAGACUCAGAUAAAGAGAACAUUUUAAAAAAUGAAAUUCAUUUUUUCUUUCUUCUUUCAGUUACAUGACCUUGAAACAAAGUAUAGUACAUAAGAAAAUGAUAUGCUCUAACAUACUAAGACAUUAAUAUUGUAUAAAUGAUGUGGGAGCAAUUUAAAAACUAGUAAGAGGGAAAUUAAAUCUUAAUAUUGACAUCUUUGUAAGCAUCUGUAUAUUUUCUAAAUAUUUUAAUUUUUAUAUAUGACCAUAUGUGAAACUUGUUCAAAUCUGCCGUAAUAUGUGGAUGUGCGAACAUAAUUUAAAAUGACAGUACUCAUAUUCUUUUGUUUUUUAGAGUACAUGUUAUUGCUUUCACAAUUAACAAUGGCAUUUCAAAGAAGACAUCAGAUGAUUUCUGUGUGAAAGUAAAAGUGAACUCUUCUUCGUUUGAUGUAUUUUUGUAUUGAAUAUUGCUGGGCAGUUCCAUCUGUUUAGGGUGACAAUGCAAUGUCCAAUGUCUGAUUUGCAACAUUGUACAGUGUUGUUUACAGAAAUUAUAUAUACGUGAUUUUAUACAAAAGUACUUCAAUAAAAUGUAAUAUAAUGUCA